Gossypium arboreum is the source of this 711-nucleotide messenger RNA. RefSeq lists its product as uncharacterized. NCBI's taxonomy places the organism in Eukaryota, Viridiplantae, Streptophyta, Magnoliopsida, Malvales, Malvaceae. The record is from RefSeq and is a predicted model, not a curated record. The coding region runs from base 1 to 711 and encodes 236 amino acids. The transcript is spliced from 2 exons.
AUGGCUCUAUAUGAAGCACUAUAUGGACGAAGGUGUCGAACUCCAACAUGUUGGAUGGAAUUGGGCAAACGAAGAAUUUUGGGCCCUGUGUUAGUGGCAGAUACUAAGGAUAAGGUAAAAUUGAUUCGGAAUCAGCUGAAGGAGGCCUCAGAUAGGAAAAAGUCAUAUGCUGACCUUAAGUGUCGAAAGAUAGAGUAUGCAAUGGGGGACAUAGUUUUCCUUAAGGACUCUUCGUGGAAGAAGGUGUUAAGGUUUGGACGGAAAGGGAAGCUAAGCCCAAGGUUCAUUGGGCCAUAUCGGGUUGUGAGGCGAAUUAGACCAGUCACUUAUAAACUGAAAUUACCUCCUAAACUAAGCCAGAUCCACGAUGUGUUUCAUGUUUCCAUGCUAAGACGGUAUCGCUUGGAUCCUUCACAUGUCGUGGCAGUGGAGGAAAUCGAGGUCAAGCCAGACCUAACUUUCCAGGAAGAGCCCAUAGAAAUUCUUGGACGUGAUGUUAAGGUACUGAGAAGGAUGUCCAUCCCAUUAGUAAAAGUGCUUUGGCAUAAUCACAAGGCUAAGGAGGCUACUUGGGAACCUGAGCAAGCGAUGCGACAUCAAUAUCCUCAACUCAUGGAAAUGUUAUUGCGGUCACUGACACCAGAAAGUGCAGCGAUAGUUCAAGCUAACAAGCGUGACAACGAAAGUUGCUUGAGGAUUAGAGGAAUUUAA